Molecule: messenger RNA, 4014 nt
Organism: Clonostachys rhizophaga
Lineage: Eukaryota; Fungi; Ascomycota; Sordariomycetes; Hypocreales; Bionectriaceae
Source: the annotation of a GenBank genome assembly
AUGGGCGCCCUCGACACCCCGCGAACCAACAUUGGCGACGCGACCUACCUCAGCCAGCGACCUCCCGACUUUGCCGACAUUUCCCAGGAGGCAUCCUUUCACUCCCCCGAGAAGGAUGGCAACCUUUUGCAGCAGCUUCGGAACGGGCGCUCGAACGGCGUAAACCUACGAACGCCGCGGCAGAGAGGUCCUCUGGCCGACCGGAGGAACCUGCCCCCAAGCAUUGGCGGCGCCGAAUUCACGCCGCUGCUCAAGUCGGCCACCAGAAACAGCGUGCGACGCAGAGGCAAAGAAAACAGUGGUGGAGGUGUUGCCGACACCCCAAGCCUGACCAGAAUCGAGGAGGAUGAUAUGACACCGGUGCCGCGCGCCGACACCUCCAUCUACCUAGGAUCGCGCAAUCAGUCUUACCUCGACAAUACAUUACCACAGGUGGAGGCCAGCAGCGUGGCGUCCACACCGAUAGCAAUACGCCCACGCCGGGGAGGCGGUGACAAGGGUCCUUUGCAGGACGGCAAUCAGCUGUCGCUUCGGGAGCAGGAGAAUGUGAUCGAUAGAAUCGAGAAGGAGAAUUUCGGCCUGAAGCUCAAAAUUCACUUCCUGGAGGAGGCCCUCCGCAAAGCCGGCCCCGGUUUCAGCGAAGCAGCGUUGAAGGAAAACACCGAGUUGAAGGUAGACAAGGUCACAAUGCAACGAGAGCUCCACCGGUACAAGAAGCACCUUACGACGGCGGAGCGUGACCUCGAGAGCUACCGGCAACAAAUGUUGGAUCUCCAGGAAAAGGCGAAGCGCAAGUACGCUGAUGAGAACCAACGAGCCGAAAUGGACAAGCUGCGGCGGAUCAUAGAGGAGCGCGAGCAGGACGUGGAGGAUCUUCAACGGCAGCUUGAUCAAAGACAGAAAAGUGGCGACGAUAUCGAGAAGCUACAGGACGAAGUAGGCGAUCUCGAGGCCGACAUCCGCGAGAAGGACCGUAUCAUCAGCGAAAGAGAGGACGAAAUUGAGGACCUCAAAGAUAAAUUAGAGGAUGCGGACGAAAAGGCAAAAGACUCGGCACGAAAGCUUGUGGAGGUGGAGCAAGCAGAGCAACAAAGCGAAGAAUUAGAAGACGCCAAGGAGACCAUUCAAUCGCUAGAGCAAGAUAUUCGCCGCCUGGAAGAGCAGCUCGAAGAGAUGAAAGAGAAAAUGAACGAUGCUAUCAGCGAAAAGGAACGGGCAGAAGGCGACCUCGAAGAGCUCCAAGAAGAAAUGGCCAACAAGUCGGUUGUCACAAAGGGCCUCUCUCGACAAAUAGAAGAGAAGGUAACCCGACUACAAGAUGAGCUUGACCAGGCAGGACAGGAAUAUGCAGCUUUGGAAAAGGAACUCUCUCAAACAAUCCAAGAAAACGAUCGUCUCAAAUCUACUGUGGAUGAUCUUGAAAACGAAAGAGACAGUGUUGACUCAGAAAAGCAAUCCUCAGCGGCUAGGCUACGCCAAUUAGAGCAGGAUCUCCUCUCGCGCACAGACGAGAAAAACAUUCUACAGUCUCACUACGAUUCGCUCGCUACCAAGUCCGACUCGUUACAAGAAACAAUUGAGAGACUGGAAGGAGAAAUUCAAGAUCUCGAGAACAGCCUCUCUGACGAGAGAGCACAUGCACUUGAGAUCGAAAAAGACCUUCGAAGCCAAUACCGAGAUGAGAUUGAACGGCUGAAUGGAGAUAUAUCUGAUUUACAAGCCGAGGUGCGGGAAAGAGACAACCUUUACGAUAAUGACAGCGAGAAGUGGGAAACCGAAAAGCAAUCUCUGGAGUCACAGCGUGAUCGAGCUGAGGAGAAGGCAUCGGGCCUGCAAAGGACCAUUGAUCGACUACGCGAAGCUGAGGGAAGCCUAUCAGACAAGGAGUCUAAACUACAGGCCGCUCUCUCCAGCGAGGCCGAGCGGCACCGAAGCGAAGAGGGUGUUCUUACCAAGCAAAUCGAGGAUCUCCAAGAUGCGCUGGACACAAGGCAAACCCUGUUGACAAAUAUCCGUAAUGAACUUUCCACAGUACGCGACGAGUUACGACAAACUCAGAUCGACUACCAGACUCAGGCGGAUAAGAUGGCGGCACUAGAGGAUGAGAUCGACGUGUUGCAGACUCAAGCCGACGAAAGGGGCGGGUCAGCACGCCGAGACCUCGAGAAUGCGCGACAAGAGAGUGCACAACUCAGAGAGGAAAUCAGCUCGCUUCGGCAGCAAGUCCGUUCUCGAGGCUCGCCAAGGAAAAUCGAACUGGCAAACGACGAGGUGCUUCGCCUGAAGCGACAGCUCACCGAAAGCACAACCCAGCUCGACAAGACUUCUCGAGAGAAGAAGAACCUUCAGGACCAGCUUUCGACAAUCAAGGCUGAUCUGUCCUCGGCAAGAGCAUCGCUUGCAGAGGCAAAGGCGGAACGCGACGAGCUAGAAAGCCAGCUUGACCAAGCAAGAUCAAACGACAACGACACUCUUCGUGUUGAUCAGGAGCGUCUGGAUUUGCGAACUGCCAAGUUGAAGCUAGACCACGAGGUUCGUCGUUUAAAGGACGAGAAUAAAGCGUUGAAUGACCAGCGUGAAACUGUUGAAAAGACCCUCCAGCAUGAAAUCGAAAAGGCAGCCGAGGAGGAGGAGCGUCUAAGCCAAGAAAUUAUCCAACUUCAGACCAAGCUACGACAAUCCUCGACCUCGGAUAGUCACGACGUAGCCUCAGCUCGUCGCACCAUCCGAGAUCUCGAGCGCCGCCUCAGAGAAUGCGAAGCCGAGCUGGCUUCUGCUCAACAACCCGCAAACACAGAUGGCAACAGUGAGCUCUCCAUGGUCCGUAAGGACCUAACCUCAGCCCGCGAGAGAGAGCUCGAAUUCAUCCAACGGGAAUCUGCCCAUCGCGAUGUUGUCAAGGGUCUCAAGCGACAAAUUGCCGAUCUCGAGCGGAAAGUCCACGACGAAGAGCUGUCGAGAUUGAUAGCAUCACCGAAAUCAACGAUCAGCGACAGUGGCCGCAGUCGAGAAGUCACCACCUUGCGCCAGCAACUCUCUUCCGCACAACAAUCCGCUUCAGACUACAGGUCCAAGGCUCGCGAGGCCGAGCGCAAGGCCUCAGAAGCUACAGCGGAUCUUCAAAGGCAGCUCAAUGAUCUCGAAGACCAAAAGAUCGUACUGGAGGAGGUUCUGGAAGAGGCCCGGCAACAGGCCGAAGAAGCGGCCGUACAGCACGAACGCACCCUGCGCCAAAUGAACCGCAAGCUGGAGAAGGCGGCGCGCGAGCAGCAGCAGGCCAACGCCAACGGCAAGACGGAGCGUAGCCUUCGCAGGAACCAAGCCGAAGUUGAAAACCUGGAGCAUGACGUCCGUCAGCAACAGGAGCUCAUCGACGGCCUGGUCGCCUCGGAAGCCUCGCUGCGGCGUAAGCUGGAGCGUGCUCGCAGCGAGCGUUCAGCCUACCGGAUGAGCGCAGAGAAGCUGCAACGCGACAUCCAGCGGGCGUCCAAGGCAGUGAAGAGCGAGGACCAGCGCAAGACAAGCUACAACAGCGAGGCGAUCGACACGGUCGUCCGCGCUGCCGAGGGCGCCGAGGAGCGGCACAAGAAGGAGCUCAGGGGCAUGGUAAUGCAGAUGGAGUGGAUGCAAGCUCGCUGGGAGCGCGAGGCCGCUCUGCGCUCCGACGCCGCUUUCGCGAAGAAGUUCCUCCAGCUGCAGCUGAAUGUCAGCAACGCAUGCAACAAAGCCCAGCUCCGCGAGCUCGAGUACAUCCGGACCAAACUGCUCGGCGACCGCAAACCCCUGACCCUCCCCAGCGCGGCCAGCAAGGCCAGCAGCAACCAACCCUCCGGCCGUCCCUCGCUCAAGACGUUCCUCAUCAUGGCUCGCUUCAUCGCCCGCGCCCGCCUGUCCGCCCGGGACUGGGCCAAGCAGGAGACGGUGCGCCAGAAACUCGUCGUGGCCACGGAGCAGCAGCGCAAAGUCAAGAAGUCCAAGCAGUUCAAGGUCGUGCGUGUUGAGCAAGUAUCAUGA